AUGUUUGCAGAAGCUUUAGGAGAAGACGAUGAAUAUGUUCGCCUUCAAAAAAUAAGUUUGGGAAUUAAGGAGGUUUCUUUUAAUUUAAGAAACAUGUAAAUUAUCACAGAUCAUAACAUCUUAAAAUCAAUGAUUUGCUCCUAUCCCUUUUAAAUGGCAAGCAUAGAAUUGCUUAUGUCUGCUUUCUUUGAUUAUUUCAAACAUCGGUUAUUUCUUUUGGCUUUUUAUAGGGCACUGUAAGAAGUAAGUGAAUUAUAAGAAUACAGAGAAUUUUUAGGAAACAGAAGCACCAGAAGUUUGAAAAUGGCAAUUAAUGGAAAUGUUAAUAAGAUUAUUGGAGAAUAAUAAAAAUAAGGGUCUAUUCCAUUUUCGAAAUAAGUUAUCGAGAAAUUGUUAAUAGCCAAAAGAUUCGCUUGUUCUUACUUGAAGAGAUUCUUUUUAUUGGCGAUUGAAUUAAAUGUAGAUUUGGAAGAAAUGUCAAUAAUUUUUAAACAAUUCAUAAUGCAUACUCGAAACCAUAAAUUUUAGCAAUAAUUGAUUGAUUAAUUCUUCGAUUGCAAAUAGAGUAUAUUUUAUAAUUUUUCAUGGAAGAAUAAAUAUGAUUAAGAAUUGGAUGAUUUUUGCAAUAAAUGGACUAUUGAGAUUGCUCCUUAAUGGAUAUUAGAUAGAAAGUAGUCUAUGUCUUCAUUUAAUUAUAUUGGAACAGAUAACAAGAUCAAAACUGAAUAGGAUGAUGAAUAUCUAACACCUGCCAGUAAAGUAGAGUCUGUAGCUGAUUACAUUGAGAUUAUGCAGAAGAUGAUCUGCAAGCCUAUUGAAAUGGUUACUCAACAUGAUCUACUCCAAUUACAUAAUAGUGAUAAUAUCGAAAUACUGAUCAAAUUUAUAAUAAAUCCUCUAUCAGAAGAACUCAUAGAUGAUUGGGGUUUACUCUUUUAAAGGAAGGAAAUAGGAAACAGUGAAUACAAAAAUAUAUUCAAAUCUAGUACUAUACCCAUGGAUUAUCUGAACACUGUUCGAUCCUUCAAAAGUCUGUAGUUUUUGAUAUAAAAGGUUAACCAUUCUAGAUAUUAUCAGACGAUAUAAGAAAUGAUGCCUAUAAUAUUUGAGAAGAUUUUAGAAAGCCUUAACAAUGAGUCAAUUUAAUUGAAUUUAAAUCAUUUAGCCAUGCUUAUCGAUUAAUUAUUACUUAUUUGUCCCAAAGUUAGUAUAUUAAAGAUCAUUGAAUUGGAUUUCUUAUACCUCUUCUUGUAAUAUUCUAAUAAUACUUUCAUUGAAUCUUUGAUAAUAGAUAUUUUAGAUUUAACAGUGGAUAAAUUUAAAUUUGGUAAUUACAUUUAAGAAUAGAUUUGGACAUACCUCAUAGAAACUAAAUGGAUAGACUAUCUGCACCAUCAUAUCUUCUAAUAAAAUCUUACUUUUAGCAACCAACAAUUUCCAAUAAUUCAAGAGAAUGAUUAAAAAUCAAAAAUCCUCAAUCUUUUAUCAAAAUUUAAAGAUGUUUAAAAACCUAUUGAAAUUGUAAGGAUAAACAUAUUGGAUGAAUACAUUGGACAUUUAGGAGGUUCGUCUGUUUAGCAAAAUCAAGAGGAGUAUGUAUAACUACCUGAAAAUUUAUCAUAUGCUUAAUUAUUAGAGUAGGAUGUAGAUGCAAUUCGACAUUAUUUAGAGGAGAGAAGAACACGCAAUUCCAUAAAUUAUAGCAGAAAAUAAAGUAGAAGAAUUGAAUCAUUAACUGCUACCAAUCGGUCUAAUGUAAUUUCUCAUAAUCGUAAUGUAACACUACCUUCACUUACUUCAUUUAAUACAAUCAAAUCAAUAGGCACUGUUACUAAUGACUCAAAAUAAAAAAGAGGGAGUGUUGAUAAAUUUGAAACUACUGAAAAAACUGCAAUUUCUAAAACCUCGUAAAUGAACUUAACAUUAUUAUAAAGUUCUAGAAUUUCAAUAUCAUCCGACUCAGGAUUUUCAAGUAGUAAACUAGUAAUGCUUUAUCCUUCAAGCAAUCUUAAAGCAAAUCCGAGUCAAUUCGAAUUAGAUUAAUCGCAAUUUUACUAUAAUACAACAACAUUUGAGUAUCUAAUAAACAUAUUGGAGAAAAUACUGAAUGUUACUCUAAUUCAUUAAGUGAGGAAACCCAUCAAUUUAGAAAACGAGAGCUUUUGCAAAUUGUUUUUUAAUUAAGACUUAGUAUUUUCCUUAUAUAAAUUUUAUUUAUAUGAGAUCAAUUUGAAUAAAGAAAUUAGUUUCUAAUGUGGGAGAAUUAUAAAUUCAAUAUACUAUCUUGCUAAAAGGUAUGGAAAUGUUGAAGAAUAAUUAAUUUUAAAGGAUGUGUUUUUUUAAAUAGUGGAAUACUUGAAUAAAAUAAUCAUUAAUGCAAAUAAAUUAAACUCUGAUAUGAGUAUAACUGAGCAUUUUACCUUUUUUUAAACAAUAAAAAAUGGGUUUGAGAUCUUUGAACCUUAUGAUGUGACUAGAUUAAAUAAAAAUAUCUACAAAUUCUUAAAUGAAACAGUCAUCCAUUUAUACAUUAUUUAUUUUUUUAAGAGCAAAUAAAAUACUUUAUAUCAUUAUUACUUUGUUGAAUUCAUUAAUUUUAUCUUUGAAAACGCUCCUGCUUACCUACUUUAAAAUAUACUGUUCAAUGUUGGAUUAAUUAGUUCGCUUUAUAAUGCCUAUACAACGUUUUAUGCAAAUGGAUUUAAGAGUCACAGUUACAAUGAAAGUUUAUUUUGUUAUAUCAUUAAGUUAAUAAGAUCAAUUCACAGCAAUUUAAAUAAAAGAGAAUUGACUGUAAUUUUAAACUCCUUGCAACCUCUUGAUUCAUGGAAAUGCUUAUUGAAAACUGUUCCUAGCAGCCAGAUAAAAAACGAUAAAAAAUUAAAAACUCAGGAAGUAGAAUUACAAAAAUCUCUUCUUGAAUCUUAACGAAGCAUCAGAUAAUCUGCUUUAAAUGAUAGUCGAGCUUCACUAUCUCUAACAGUUAAUAAUAGAAAAAAUUCAUAAAUGUAAUCCACUCCCCAAAAAUUCAGAACCAGAAUAUAGUAAUAACUUGAAUAAAAAAGUACUUCUGGUCAGUCCUCAUCCUAACUGGUCUACUGA
Messenger RNA from Paramecium tetraurelia, 3102 nucleotides. RefSeq lists its product as uncharacterized. The transcript has 8 exons. The record is from RefSeq and is a predicted model, not a curated record. Lineage: Eukaryota; Ciliophora; Oligohymenophorea; Peniculida; Parameciidae.